CCGUUCUCAUUGCUUUUCUGGUGUUUCGAAGUCUCGAAAAUGCCUGAGCCAGCGAAGUCUGCUCCUGCCCCGAAGAAGGGUUCCAAGAAGGCGGUGACCAAGGCGCAGAAAAAAGAUGGCAAGAAGCGCAAGCGCAGCCGCAAGGAGAGCUACUCCGUCUACGUCUACAAGGUGCUGAAGCAGGUCCACCCCGACACCGGAAUCUCCUCUAAGGCCAUGGGCAUCAUGAACUCGUUUGUCAACGACAUCUUCGAGCGCAUCGCUGGUGAGGCGUCUCGCUUGGCGCAUUACAACAAGCGCUCGACCAUCACGUCCAGGGAGAUCCAGACGGCCGUGCGCCUGCUGCUGCCUGGGGAGCUGGCCAAGCACGCCGUGUCCGAGGGCACCAAGGCCGUCACCAAGUACACCAGCUCCAAGUAGACUUGUCAAGAGGAGCAAACAGACUUUAGGCAUGUCUUUUCCACCGUUGGUCAUCUCACAAAUUAACCAAUGAAAAUGAUGCUGGAAGAAGAUAAAUGGAAGUAUUUUUAACAAUCAGGAAGGAUUAAUUAGCAUCUGGCUAAAACGUUUACUUUUUUUUCCUGUUUUCAGAAAUGUUAAAUGUUUAUUGCAAAAAUUUGUGAAAAGAAAAAUAUAUAAAGAAAAUUAAAAUCGUU
Messenger RNA from Loxodonta africana (African savanna elephant), 656 nucleotides. RefSeq names its product histone H2B type 1-C/E/F/G/I. The coding region runs from base 40 to 420 and encodes 126 amino acids. The transcript has 2 exons. Gene Ontology annotation, molecular function: DNA binding; protein heterodimerization activity; structural constituent of chromatin. Gene Ontology annotation, cellular component: nucleosome. The record is from RefSeq and is a predicted model, not a curated record. Lineage: Eukaryota; Metazoa; Chordata; Mammalia; Proboscidea; Elephantidae.